This is a messenger RNA of Naegleria fowleri, 4278 nucleotides long. RefSeq lists its product as uncharacterized. The transcript is spliced from 7 exons. The record is from RefSeq and is a predicted model, not a curated record. The coding region runs from base 1 to 4278 and encodes 1425 amino acids. Gene Ontology annotation, molecular function: Hsp90 protein binding. Lineage: Eukaryota; Heterolobosea; Eutetramitea; Acrasida; Naegleriidae.
AUGUUCAAUUUUGAUGAAGGAUUUCCCUUUGUAAUGCCUCCAGCCGGAGCAGGAAUGUUUCAAUUCUUUGCAUACAAUAAUCCAUCACAGCCUUUGAUUUUUGAGCGAUAUGACCAAAGGCUCGGAAAGUUAUUUGAAUUUAAAUUACCAAAGUCAAGUACGACUCGUAUGAAUAAGAAUAAUAAUAAUUUAGAAGCAACAACAACAACACCAUCAUCUUCUUCUGAUGAUCAAAACGCGAGAGCGGAUGUUCUUGAUAAUGAAAAUCAAGAAGGUAAUAAUAUUGGAGCAUCUUCUUCCGACACGCCAACACCUACUUCCAAUGAUCAGUCUACUUCAAAUGAUCACUCCAACCAAAUAAUACAAUUGUAUGAAACUCUGCAAAAGUGCAAUCCAUCAUUCCCACAAGAACCAUGUGUAAUUCCUGAAAAGUGUCAAACGGAAAUUGAAAAGUUUUAUUCAGCGUACGAUGAUGAAGAUGAGAAGCAUCUUUUCAACCUGCUCGUGGAUGCGAACGUGAUAGCAUCAGGCCCUAUCGUUUUCAAUGUAGCUGGGACUGCAACAGGGUUCAAUGGAGGUCCUCACACUGAUCUUAUGCAAGAAGAUUUCAAAAGAGAGUACUUUAAAACAAGAGAAUGCUAUGAGGCUUCAAAAAAGGCACACAAGUUGUACCAAUACGAUGAAUUCGAUGUACAAGAUACAGCAAAUUGCAGAAAUAUUAAUGUAACGUUGCAAAAGAAAUUAAUUCAAAAAGCAGAAGAUGCUCUGGCAGUGAGUGAGCAUUGCAUCGAAGCCUACAAUGCUCUCGCCUUGUACAAGGCGACCACUUUUGAGGAAGCUCUAGAAUUGUACAGAAAAGCACAGUCACACUACAAGGACUAUUACAGUGAAAGAUUGGAAAAGAAGAGGAAAGAAGUUUUGAAAUAUAACAAGAAAGCUCAAACUUGGUACAACCACGAAUUGAGACAAUUUAUGAGAGCAAUUAUUGGUGAAGCAAAUUGCUUGAGAAAGAUGGGUCGAUACAAAGAAGCUCUCGAUAAUUAUCAAAGGUGUCUUGUGUUGGAUGAUGAGGUUCAUGAUACAUGGAUUUCGUGGAUCAGCUACAUGUAUCACAUUCCUGAAUGCCUCAUGAGAUUAGGACGAUGGAAGGAGGCCUAUGAAUUUUUAAAGAAGUAUAAUGACCUGCUUGAUGCUCCACCAACACGUACCUUGUUAUGGAGUUUAGCUCUCUGUGAAUAUGUACUAAAGAAAUACACUCCAGACACUGUAGCAAUGUCUAACGCAGAAAUUUCUGGCCGCAUCGUCAACCCAUUUAAGGACCCCAUUUUUCAUACUGCCAUUGUGUCACCAAUGGUCUAUGAGUAUUUGAUUGGAGUGAGAAAAUUAGCACCGGUGAGAAUUUCAAAGACUUGGAGAAACGGACCCUCUGGUUUUUGUGCUCCGUCUUCUCAAUCAACCUAUGCCAUGGAUCACUUGGAUUUGUGGCUUUCUGUACCCGGUGCUCUUUCAUGGGCCCUUCGCAAUGCGAAUACGAUAUAUGGCUUUUGUUCACUCACAAAGACAGAGGAAAACUUGGGAAGAAAACACUUUUAUCCCAAUGACCCUUACAAGAAUUUUUAUAAUUUAUAUUCUAGACAUUGGUUCGUGAAUGCAAGUCAAACAAUCUCAAAAGAACCCAUGUUGCUUACUGCUCUUUCUCUCAAUAACUUGCAGAUUGUUCAGUUUUUGGUUGAAAAGGGAGCAACCAUUACUACAUCGCUCGUACGAGCCUGUGAAAAGGAUAGAGAUGUUAUUUUGCAGUAUUUUUGUGACAAGGCCGGUGCGCUUCCACUCGACACACUUUACGAACCUGUUAGAAUUUCUAUCUCACUCGGUCAUUGGAAGUGCCUAAAGGUACUACUUUUGAACAUUCUCAAUUCAUCAAAUUCUGUCCCUGGAUUGUUUUUAAAUAAGUGUAUGCAAUGGCUGUUAGAAUCGAAAGAAUACGAUUGCAUGAAUGGCGGUCCAAAGUGUCCUCGCUGCAUUUCUGGAAAUUUCCAACAUGCUUCCAAUGCGAACUAUAUGCACUGUCUUGACUUGAUUUUAAUGAUGGGAUGGAAGGAUGUUUCAAACACGGUGUCUACUCUAGACAACAGCAAUAAGAAAAAGAAGCUUGCACAUCGUCUUAAACAAGUCACACGAGGAUGUGUUGCAUUGGACCCAUCCAAUUAUGGAAUUGUGGAUAUUCGCAGUGUUCAUUUGGUUUCUAAUGUUAAUCGAUACAAGGAAGUGAAGCCCUAUUCGGAAAUGUCAUCCGAUCUCAUGAAAGAUAUUGGAAAUGAUGAAUUUCAGCAAGGAAAUUACACAGACGCUCUCCAUUGGUAUCGAAGAGCACUACACAAGCAUGACAACCCUGAUCUCGAACAUAUUUUGCACUCGAACAUGGCACAAUGUCACAUUAACAUGAAACAAUACAAGCUUGCCGUCGAACAGGCACAAAAAUGCAUUGAAGUAAACCCUUCCUUCGUGAAAGGAUAUUACAGAAAAGCACUAGCUUUGGAUUUAAUGGAUAAAAAACAAGAAGCACUUGAUACUUUGGAAAUGGCACUCAAAAAAGAACCCAACAAUGACAUGAUUCUGAAACUCAAACAAAAGAUCUUACAAGACUUGGAAAAACCAUCGAUGGGUGGGUCGAGGACGAGCAGCAGCAGUGGUCGUUCUCGAGGACGCAAUCACGCAAAUCGACACGCAUCAGAUGAUGAAGAAGACUCCGAGAAUAAUAACUCUGAAGAAGAGGAAUCUGACGAGGAACACUCUGACGCUCAUGGAAGACCAGGCGUUUGCCCUAAUUGUGGCGGACCCAAACUUCCUUACAUUUGUGCUCAAUGUGGAAAGACAACCAUAAAGAAGUGCAGUGCCUGUCUCGAAGUGAGCGUUCUUACUGUAACAGUAUUGUUGUUGUUGGCGUGUUCAUUGUGGUCCUCCCACGCUGCUCAACCAUCCUACACAUUCAAUACUGUGCUCGACCACUUCUCUUCCUCAUACUUGGAGGCCUAUAACAAAUUCAAACAGGUCUGCCAAGAAGCUUCAGGCUAUGCAUACAGUGAAUAUCAACUUCCAAAUUUGAAAGGAAUCAACAAUGAAGAUUUGUUCUUGUCUGUGUGUUUCCAACAAGAUAAGGCCAAUCGUCUCAAGAAUGCAGAAGAGUCGAAUGUGUUCAUUACUUAUUCUGGUACUCAUGGUGUUGAAGGCUUUGUUGGAAGUGCUGUUCAAAUCUCACUCAUUCGUAAUGAAAGUUCUCGUGGUUAUGUUCUUCCUACAAACACCUAUGCACUACACCUUCACAUGUUGAACCCAUACGGAGCAAGCUAUUCCUAUAAGGAAAAUGAACACAAUGUGGAUUUGUUGAAAAACUUGAAUGGCCACUAUGAGGAUUUUGCUUCCUGGAAUGUGAGUGGAAAUACAGUUUUGGAACGAUUCAUUGACGCAUUGAACAUUCCACAAGUGCAUUUGCCGCAAGUACAACAACAAGCAGUUGCUGCCUACCAAUCAAUGGUUCAACAAUAUGGAGCAGGUUUCGUAUAUGCUUCAGUGGUUGGCCAAAAAACAAGACCACAAGGAAUCAGUUACACUGGUUUAAGAGACGAAUGGACCACCACGACAGUCAAGUCCAUUUUGAGCACCUAUGUGAAAUCAUACUCAUCUUCAAAUUUGAAGAGAAGAAGAAUUAUCUUGGUGGAUAUUCACUCAGCAGUAGGAGCCUUUGGUGGAAUUUAUGCCAUGUAUGAGACGAAUGAAUUGGAAUUUGCUAAAAUGUUUUUAAAGCCAGAGUCUAUUCAUGUUAAUUUAUUCCCAAAUCCACCUGGUCACAAUCCUGGAUAUUACUUGAAGGAUUAUUCACAUCUCUCAGAGGCAGUCAAUGCCAACGUUUCCAUCUUGUCGAGCGCUUGGGAAGUUGGAACCUAUCCACAAGAGGAUUAUCAAAUGUAUUUGAUUUUGCAAUUGAAUUGUCGCUUUUAUCCAAACAUUCCAACCAGUGAAAGACCUGCGAACGUGUGCCCUUACAUUUAUCAAAACGUUCGUGAAUACUUCUACCCUGGUGGUGACAAUUGGAAGACAUGGGGUUUUGGUAAUAUCACAGAAGGCAUGAGAACCACAUUGAAAGGAAUGGAAACUUGGAGAACUACGGAUGGAACGACCAUUGUGAAUGGAUCUUCACCAAUCAUCAUGAUGGAAAGCUUGCAUCAUGUAAUGACCCUGUUGAUCUUGCUUGUUUUGGCAUUGUGGAUGACUCAAUAA